This is a messenger RNA of Fusarium vanettenii 77-13-4, 1623 nucleotides long. RefSeq lists its product as uncharacterized. Bases 1 to 1623 code for a protein of 540 amino acids. Gene Ontology annotation, molecular function: zinc ion binding; DNA-binding transcription factor activity, RNA polymerase II-specific; sequence-specific DNA binding. The transcript has 3 exons. Lineage: Eukaryota; Fungi; Ascomycota; Sordariomycetes; Hypocreales; Nectriaceae. Gene Ontology annotation, biological process: DNA-templated transcription; positive regulation of transcription by RNA polymerase II. The record is from RefSeq and is a predicted model, not a curated record.
AUGACCGACCAGCUGAGCACUGAUGAUCGCCGCCGCGUCAAGUCCUGUAAGCGUUGCCAUGGUCGAAAGCAGCGCUGCCAUGGAUUCCCAAUUUGCACCAACUGCGCCCGAGUCAAGGCACUUUGCGAACGAACGAACGAAAUUCUCAAUCGAACUCCAUCGUCGCAAUCCCCAACCUGCAAAGCGCAUACAAGCUCUGGAGUCACAACUUGCCGAUGCUUUAGCAGAAUUGUCCAAGGUGCAAGGGGAGCGAAGGACCUCGGGGGAGCAAUCAGAGCACGAGCAAUCGGAUCCCGGGCAGUCGGAGCCGGACCAGACCAGGGCAACGGUGCCCUCGGGGGUACUGAACAUUCACGGGUGGCAUCUUGGGUGGACUUGGCCGGGGGUGCUAGUGACGCGCACCGAAGCAUGAGAGCAUCAGCUCAAGACUCUCCAGGUCCAAGGUCAAAUCCAGAUCCGAGCCGAUACGCGACUGAUGAGAGUUUUGCUGCCACGCCUGGGCUGCUUAAUACACCUGUCAACAGUUUGCCCGUUCUGGUUGGGAUUGAUUUCGCCGCCCACACGUCCGCCCUGCGCCGAGCACUUUCAUCAGUUGGGGAUGACGACCAGAUGCUGAGCUCCAUGGAUGAGUUCCAUGAGCAUCCUAAGCAACGCGGUAGAGCGCCUCCGACUGACGAGACCGGGCUGCGCGUUCUUCGUGCCUUCUUCGAUCGGUUUCACCCUCGCCCAAGCACAUGGGAUUUAAUCCGACUUGCCAUGCGCAAAUGCAUUGAUCUUCGGCUGCAUCGAAAGUCACAUUACCAUGGCUUAGCUGCUGACGAUGCCGAGAGACAAUGCAUUCUGUUUUGGAGUGUGUACUCCCUCGAGCGUGGCGUAUCCAUAGCACUGAGCAGGCCAUUCAGUGUCGCCGACAGGGAUAUUGACCCAACUCCACCAUCAGAGACGGGUGGCCUUGCCUACGAUAUUGGAUUUACGGCCCAGCCAAGCAGCGAUGACACAGGCUCAGACAGGAAUGUUCUCAGGAAGUCAUCGUCUAAGCUUGGGAUUAAAGUCAUGCAGAUGGUGCGCUUGCACUCCCGCAUCAAGACAGAGGUGUACUCUCUCGACGAACCCCAGGAGACUCUGUUCCUACAGGUCGAGCCAUUGUUCGCUUCGCUGGAACAUUGUAAAUUCUCGCUGCCAUACUUUCCGGAGGCGGAGGCGGACUUUCUCAAUCUGCAAUACUUCACAGCAAUUUCGCUCCUCCCAAGACCUUUCCUCGGCACUUUUCGACCUGGCGAGCCUCUUAUCAAGCGGUGUUUAGAGGCAUGUGGCCAGACCUUCCAUCUCCUCAAGAGACCUCACCACCAUUCCUCUUACGCUCACUCAUUUGUAUCUUCACAAGACGUGCUUGAGGCGCUCAUCAACCGCACGAUGGAAUUCGCCGGUACAGCGCAUCUCGAGCCCGAGAACGGCAGCCCAACCAUGAGGCCUAGCAUCCGGCAUGACUUCCUUUCGGCCGGUGUGACCUUCCCCAUGGCAAACAGAUACGAUACGUGGAAUUGGGCCGGUGAUCCUGAGGCGCUCUGGGUGAAAGAUCCUAAAGAGGGGCAGAUACGCGUAUCAACAUCACCAGCGUGCUAG